AUGCAAUCGGGGAAGAGAGCGACGGAGUCCGUGAAGGAGGCGGCGGCCGGCAUCGCGGCCUCGGCGCAGGCGGGGAUGGAGAAGACCAAGGCGACCGUGCAGGAGAAGGUGGAGAAGGCGACGGCCCGGACGCCGGCGGAGAAGGCCGCGGCGGAGGCGAAGAAGCAGGAGAAGGUCCGUGAGGCCGAGAUUGUGAAGCAGGAGGCGAUGUGGCGCCACGAAGAGCCGGGGGUGGUGGCGGGGCACCCGAUCGGCGGGCAAGGCAUAGAGGGGGUGACGGAGUCACGGCCGAUCGGCAGGGCGACGGGGACGGGGCGGCCAUCGGCGGCGCAUAACCCCUUCGUGGGAUCGGAGGAGCCGGUGGCGCGUGGCACGGGCGACCACGACACUUAG
Zingiber officinale is the source of this 393-nucleotide messenger RNA. RefSeq names its product 11 kDa late embryogenesis abundant protein-like. Gene Ontology annotation, biological process: embryo development ending in seed dormancy. Lineage: Eukaryota; Viridiplantae; Streptophyta; Magnoliopsida; Zingiberales; Zingiberaceae. The transcript has 2 exons. Bases 1 to 393 code for a protein of 130 amino acids. The record is from RefSeq and is a predicted model, not a curated record.